This is a messenger RNA of Dromiciops gliroides (monito del monte), 3571 nucleotides long. It is a transcript of the gene GSAP, whose product is annotated as gamma-secretase activating protein. NCBI's taxonomy places the organism in Eukaryota, Metazoa, Chordata, Mammalia, Microbiotheria, Microbiotheriidae. Gene Ontology annotation, cellular component: trans-Golgi network. The coding region runs from base 219 to 2813 and encodes 864 amino acids. Gene Ontology annotation, biological process: positive regulation of amyloid-beta formation. The record is from RefSeq and is a predicted model, not a curated record. The transcript has 31 exons.
CCGAAAGCUACGGCCUGGAAUCAGCGUGGUCCUGGGAAGCGAGAGAGCGAGCUAGUGUCGGGUCGCGCCGGGCGCACAGCGCAGAGGAGGCGGGGGAGAUUGGGCAGAAAGUUCCGAAGAAGCGGCGGGCGGCGCAAGCGGUGUCCGGGAAUGCGCCCGGCGCGUGGGGCUGGAGCCGGUCCAGGCCCCCCGCAGCUGUGACAGCCUAGCCUGGCGCGAUGCUUCUCCAGCUGAGCGCCGCUUUUGAUCUUCAUCAGGACGUGGUCCCGUGGUUAGCCCAGCGUUUGUAUGCGGAGGCAGCUGCUCCGGUGGCUGGCCGGAGGGCAGGUUUAGAUCCUGUUGAGAAUAAUUAUGCAACCCUACAUGUAGUCAAUGUUGAAAGAAACGGAAAAGUUAUUUAUAGUUGUAAGGACAGUAAGAGAAAUGUCUUUUUUGGAUUAUAUGAUCUCCAAACUAAAAAAAAUGAGCAUCUAUAUACGUUUGAGAAAGAUUUGCAAGUUGUCAGUUGCUCUGUCAACCGUGAGAAAACAUUACUUGCUGUCAGUUUUGUACAAUCAGCUAAGGAAACAAGGAAUGAACUUCAACCAGCCUCUAAGAGCUUGACUUUGCUGGUUGAAAUUCAUCCAGUUAACAAUGUGAAGGUCCUGAAAGCUGUAGAUAGCUGCAUCUGGGUACAGUUUCUCUACCCAAUUAAUGAAAGAAAUCCUUUCCCAGAGAGCCAUCUGUUACUGAUUUCAGAAGAGAAAUAUAUUGAACAAUUUCAUAUCCAAGUCUUCAGGGAAGAGGAAAAUAGGGUGGUGAUUGGAAAUUCUGGUCAACUCCCAAGAGACAGAGUUGUUGAGGACUUUGUUUGGGCCCAGUGGGAUAUGUCAGAACAGAGAUUAUACUAUUUCAUCAUGAAGAAAUCAGAGAGCAUCUUAAAGUGCAUCCAGUUUUAUGCUGAUGAGAAUUUUAAGUUAAUAUUUGAAGUUCCCUUGGACAUUUCAUUCUGUGACACGGGAUUAACGCUUGUGAAUUUUGGGUAUGAAGAGUCUCAAAACCGAGAAUUAUUAUCCAAAGAUCUGAAUCUACGUGUUUUUACCAGUCACACAGGAAGUUUGUGUGUAUGUUACAACAAGAAAUUGGAUGCUAAGGAGCAAGUCUCAUAUUCAGUGUUUUACCUUCAUAAAGGGUAUAGUAAGACCUUCACUGCUGAUCUUGGGACACUGGAAUACCAAUCAAUGAAGGAGAUUACUUUUCUUAAUCUAGACUAUUAUGUGGCCGUUUACCUGCCUGGCCAUUUCUUUCAUCUUCUUAACAUUCAGCAUCCUGAUUUGCUGUGCUACAGUCUGUUUCUCACAGGCAAGAAUGAACAGAUGAGCUUGUUUCCUGAUGGUCCAUUACAAUCACUCUCAGGGGCCUUGGCUUGGGACUGCUGCUCUAGAAAGCUCUUUAGAGUGAGCUUUAACCAGUCAUCUUUAUUACAUCUCCUAUGGAGCAGCUCACUGGACUAUGAGAGGUUGGCUGUGUUGCACUGCGUGCUUGCACGGGGCAGGAAUCCCAAAGUCCUAGAAAGCCAGAUUAUUCGAUGGAUUUUUGAGAACAUGUGGACCUGUCGUGCAUUUGACCCUAUUCAGGAAUUUUUAAUUGCCUCCUUAUACUGGAAAUUGUGUCUGGAUAUAAGCAACACAGAUAAACUUCUUCCAUAUUCCUCAUUACAUUCCUGGAAUACAGAAAUUCCAGGAGUAACCUUGGUGACAGAAGAUAUCCUGUUACCUCUAAUGAAGGUGCAAAGCUUAAAGGGCUACUGGGAAAAACUGAACUCCAAUUUGGAAUAUGUCAGGAAUUCUAAACCACACUUACAGUAUAGCAACAACGUGGUCAGCAGAGAGUGGAGAAACUUAAUUUCAGAAGAGAAAAGAGGAAAAAGAAGAUCAACUGUAUAUUUCAGGAACAUUCUUGAGAAUGCUGUAAAGGUGAUUUCCAACCUGGAAACACGGACAAUUGAGCCACGAUUAGCUCCCCUCUUCCAAGAGGAAGAUAAUCAGCAGAGACUGCUAAUGGGACUGAUGGUCUCUGAACUUAAGGAGCAUCUCUUCCGAAAUCUACCUGUACAAUUUAUAGGAAAGAAGAAAAUUGAACAGUUAGUCCUGGACUAUGUUUCAAAAAUGCUGGAUCUCCUUUGCCAGAUGCUAGAAACUAGCUGGAGGAAACACAAUCUUCAUUCCUGGGUUUUCCACUUUGAUGGGCGUGGCAGUGCAGGUGAAUUUGCGGUCUUUCACACCAUGACUCAGAUUUUGGAUUCUGUGAACAAGAUGUGUGUACCUCUUCCUCCUGGCUUCCAUACUCUGUACAUGGCCCUAGGAGUCCGAUGUCUCCCCCUGCACAGCCUGCUGCGUUACAUUGAUGAUGGAGUGCUACUUCUUACAGAAACAGGGGUUCUGAAGCUCUUGAAAGAUCUGGACAAUACAGAGAAGAAUGAAAAACUAAAAUUCAGUAUAGUUGCACGUCUUCCUCCGUUUAUAAUGCAGAAGAUAAGUCAACUCUGGGAUCAUCCUAUCAAUUCUCAUAUUAUUUCAAGAAACUAUGUGAGACGGCUGCUUCAGAAGUAUAAGAGACAGUCCCUAAAUUCUACAAGUGACAAAUCAUCAUUCCUUAUUGAAUUCUUGCCUUUGAAUUAUUUGAUUGAAGUAUUGACAGAGAUGGAGACUACUCGCCAAGCUCUGAAUCCCUUUGAAGGAUGUGACAGCGUGGACACAAAAUUUGUAGAGGAAACAGCUCUGAAACAAACCAUGAUCCUCUUGAACUUACAAAAGAGUUGUGAUAACAACUGACUUUCAAGAAUUUGCCAUCACUAUUUCCAAUGGGGGGAAAACCCACAUUUAUCAUGGACCUUUGAACUGUUUUUUGGACCUAUUUACACUGAAGAAAACAUUCCCAGAUGCCCUCUAGUCAUCUAGGUGGUACAGAGCUCAGGGCCCAUCACUAAAAGUAAAUAAAUCAUGCCUUCCAUUUGGGUAAUGCAGAGCCCUUUCUAAGAGGUUGGACAUUUCAAGAAGUACUCAUGGAUACUGGCAUCUGAACAGAAGAUGAAAGGCAUGUGUACAGAAAAUUGAGACAAGAUCUAAGGAACAGGUAAAUGACCUUCCAGAUCCUGUUCAGAGAAGAGUUUCUCUUCUGCAAUGUCUGUUUUCUGAAGAACAAAUGAAGGCUUGAGAAUCCUUAUGUGGUUACUAGACACGAAAUGGCUGGGGGUUUAAACAUUUUUAACUUGGGAUAAAAUAUAUUGACAAUAUGGAGACUAGGACAGGAAAAACAAGUGACCUUUUUUUGGUAAAUAAUGUAUGAUUAAAAAAGAGUAAAAGUUAUACAUUUAAUAUGAAAACUGCUUUGAGUUUAGGAACCUUUUAUUUUACUGAUUGUAUUUAAUUCAAGCUGUCUUUCUUUUCAGUGUAGAAUAAUCUGUCAUGUUUGUAUAGUGUGCACUUGGAGUUCGUAAUUGAAAUGAUUUCAGGGAGCUUUUAUUUAAUUUUAUACCAGUGACUUUUUUGUAGUGUUUAAAAAUGUCUAUUUUGACAAAUCUUGACAUUAA